AUGGGGAAAGGAAAAUCAAAAGGCCCCCUUUCAGAGUCAUUCCUCCAACUACCAGCCCAUUCUUCCACUAUCCAGGUUAUCGAUACACAUACACAUCUGGCUUCAACAUUCGAAAUGUACUACUCAAAAUACCGCAUGGACUCGAAGUAUCAAACCGUCUUUGACUUUAUUAAGGGCAUGUACGCUGGAAAACACAUAGAAGCAGUGAUAGACGUUUGGUGUGAGGCUCCAGUGCGUAAGCUUUGGAAAGAGUUCGCGGACUCUGCACUGCGCGAGGAAGAUAGAAAAAGUAAAUGGGGAGGCUUGGAAUAUUGGUUCGUGAUGGGUGUACACCCACACGAAGCUAAACUCUACAAUGAUGAGGUUGAAGCAGACAUAUUGGAAGCGAUGGAACAUCCUAGAUGUGUCGGGUGGGGUGAAAUGGGCCUUGACUAUCACUACGACAAUUCUCCGCGGAACAUUCAACAAGCGGUGUUUUCUCGUCAGUUGAAGCAUGCCGUAAGACUCAAUAAACCGCUCACAAUACACACUCGAGAGGCGGAUGCCGAUACGGAGAGGAUUCUUAAGGAACUCGUCCCGAAAGAACAUCCGAUACACAUACACUGCUUCACCGACUCACCGGAUUUUGGGCAACGACUGUUAGAUUACUUUCCCAAUCUCUGCAUCGGUAUAACUGGUGUGGUGACUUUUGCAACUAAUCUCGAUACGCCUGCUUUGAUUCGACGCAUGACUGCUCCCUCUGUAUUGCCUCUGCGUAUUCUUCUAGAGACGGACGCGCCUUACAUGGUUCCUGCCAACAUAUACACAUCAUUACAGGAUUUGCCCAAUAGCAAUGAUCUCAAGGGAAGAAGGUUGCCACUUUCUCAUAGCGCUAUGAUUCCAUGGACGGCAGACUUCGUUGCCGGAAUAGUAAACGAACAUUGGGAAGGAGAUGAAAACAAAGUAGACUCCGACUGGGUACUCAAAGUCGCACGCGACAAUGCGCGGAAAGUUUAUAGCGUGUAA
Messenger RNA from Lentinula edodes (shiitake mushroom), 1005 nucleotides. RefSeq lists its product as uncharacterized. Lineage: Eukaryota; Fungi; Basidiomycota; Agaricomycetes; Agaricales; Omphalotaceae. The transcript is spliced from 5 exons. Gene Ontology annotation, molecular function: hydrolase activity, acting on ester bonds. The coding region runs from base 1 to 1005 and encodes 334 amino acids. The record is from RefSeq and is a predicted model, not a curated record.